AUGUGUCAGCUACAUAUUUUUCAAUAUCUUGACGAAGAAACUUCAAAACCUCGUGUAUACUCUGGAGCUAUAGGAAAAAUGUUGGAGUUUUGCGAAAAAUUGCCCGUUGUAAAUUUUGUUCCUAAUGUUAGUCCUUUACCAGAAUCAGACGCUGCAGCUAUUAGGAAUCUUAGCACUGAUCAAAAGUACUUAUAUGAAAUGUGUCACUUAAUUUCUAGAGGAAACUGUUCGUUAAAUCUAGUAGUUCGUAAUUUAGCACCACCUCUUUUGAGUACUGCAACUGAUGUAGAUAUCAGAGAAUUUAUAAACGAUACAGGAAUUUGUCCUGUAGAUUUUUUGUCCUUUUCCUGCCAUACACAGGCAAUAGAGAGGCGCGUGAAGGUUGUAACAGAAGCUUCCAAUUCUGUUAUCAGCUAUGACUCUAGAGAUGGAUUUAUUUGUGCAAUGAUUCAUUCUAGAACCAUACUACCUCAAUUUAACACUAUGGCUGAAUACAAUGCAUGA
Messenger RNA from Psylliodes chrysocephalus, 504 nucleotides. NCBI's taxonomy places the organism in Eukaryota, Metazoa, Arthropoda, Insecta, Coleoptera, Chrysomelidae. The record is from the annotation of a GenBank genome assembly.